Messenger RNA from Gaeumannomyces tritici R3-111a-1, 423 nucleotides. RefSeq lists its product as hypothetical. Lineage: Eukaryota; Fungi; Ascomycota; Sordariomycetes; Magnaporthales; Magnaporthaceae. The record is from RefSeq and is a predicted model, not a curated record. The transcript has a single exon. Bases 1 to 423 code for a protein of 140 amino acids.
AUGUAUCAGUCGGCCCUCCUGUCCAUACACACCUACAAGGGAUUCACAGGGCUAAGCAGUCGAUCUCCCUCUGGGCACGGAAGGGGGACGGAUAUUCCGACGCUGCACUUCAUGUCCAUGUACCUGGGGAUCGACCUGGAGGCGUCGCUCCCUCGGGGAUGGCCGUCGUCGAGGCCGUCGAGGCCGUCGAGGCCAAGGCGAGAUGGCAACGCCGGUUGCUACACUCCGCACAUCGGGCCUGGCGUAGCAGCCCAGUCGGCCUCCCCCCCUGAAAGCCUGACGCAGACGCUCAAGCCACAGCGGCGCCGUUGGAAACACCAGCCCUGCCCCCCUCCCCUGACCACAAUGGUCGUGGUUGGUCUUCCGGUCUUUUUUCGGGGCAAGGACUGGGGCUCCACUGGACCCAGCUGCACGCCCUCCUGA